Saccharomycopsis crataegensis is the source of this 681-nucleotide messenger RNA. It is a transcript of the gene SNF7, whose product is annotated as ESCRT-III subunit protein SNF7. Bases 1 to 681 code for a protein of 226 amino acids. The transcript has a single exon. Gene Ontology annotation, cellular component: multivesicular body; ESCRT III complex; cytoplasmic side of plasma membrane. NCBI's taxonomy places the organism in Eukaryota, Fungi, Ascomycota, Saccharomycetes, Ascoideales, Saccharomycopsidaceae. The record is from RefSeq and is a predicted model, not a curated record. Gene Ontology annotation, biological process: vesicle budding from membrane; late endosome to vacuole transport via multivesicular body sorting pathway.
AUGUGGAGCUACAUGUUUGGCGGGAAUACCCAGAAGAAGAAGGAGGCCCCUAAGAAGGCGAUCAUCCAGCUCAGAGAGCAUAUCACCAUGCUCAACAAGAAGCAGGCACAUCUCGAGUCACAGAUCGAGGCACAAGACCAAGUGGCACGCAAGAACGUUGCCACCAACAAAGCCGCGGCCAAGAAUGCUUUGAAGAAGAAGAAGAACUACCAGACCCAACUUGACAAGAUAUAUUCCCAGAUUGAGUCGCUCGAGACUCAGCUCGAUGCCAUCGAGUCGGCCAACUUGAAUUUGGCCACCAUGAACGCCAUGAAGGAUGGGGCUAAGGCAAUGAAGCAAAUCCAUGGCGAUUUCAACAUCGAUAAAGUUGAUGAGACCAUGGAUGAUAUCAAGGACCAACUCGAUGUUGCUGCCGAAAUCUCCGAUGCCAUUUCCAGGCCUUUGGGUAACGAAAUUGACGAGGAUGAAUUGGAGGAUGAAUUGAAGGAAUUGGAAGACGCCCAAUUGAAUGAAGAGCUCAAUAAAGUUGCUGCCGCCUCGAAAAAGAAUACCGAAUCGGAAGUCAAAUUGCCAGACGUUUCGAAGUUGCCUAUUUUGAACCAAAAGGCCCCAGUAGCCGAAGAAGAAGAGGAUGAAGAUGAGCGUGCCCUUAGGGAACUCCAAGCACAAAUGCAAAUAUGA